Chelonia mydas (Green sea turtle) is the source of this 2301-nucleotide messenger RNA. It is a transcript of the gene PPP1R27, whose product is annotated as protein phosphatase 1 regulatory subunit 27. Gene Ontology annotation, molecular function: phosphatase binding. Bases 1133 to 1594 code for a protein of 153 amino acids. The record is from RefSeq and is a predicted model, not a curated record. The transcript is spliced from 3 exons. Lineage: Eukaryota; Metazoa; Chordata; Testudines; Cheloniidae.
CACAGGUAUAAGUCAUGGACAGUAAUUUUUGUUUAUUGCCAGUGACCUGUUCUUGACUUUUACUAAAAAUACCCAUGAGUAAACCAUAGCCUUUGACAUAAUUGAUCUGUGAGGAUCCUCACCCAGCAGAUGGUCCAGUUCAGCCCUUUGACCGGUGCUGGGGGAGUAGACAACGCAGUAGGUGUUCCUGGAGUCUCUGAAGCUCUGCUCUGGGCGCUAUUCUCUUGCCUGGCCCUGCGAGCAGCCUGGGCCAGCAGUUCCUGGGGCGAGCUGACCUCCAAGAGGUGCUGCUCUGCUGCUGGGCUUCUGCUUCCAGGACCAGCGCUCAUGCCCACUGUAUGGGAUCUACAGCUCUGACGCUCAAGCCCAAGCACAGCCAUGAACUGCAGCAGCGCAGCUCCAGCCUUGCAGGAGUGGGGAUAGGCCACAGGCACCUGCGAGGGAAUGACCUCAGCACUAACUUGGCUUCUGUGGCUUCGACACAUCACUGUUUCACGCCUCUGCAGGCUGCUGCAUGCAUCAGUCUCUGGCUUCCCAGGCCUGUUCCUAAUGGACUCUUGCCUUUUCUUUUGAUAGUCCUGGUUUCCAUGCCACAGGGAGCCUGCAGCGGGGCCAGGUACCGGGGCUGCAUGUGCAUAGGCAGCAGACAGCUUGACCCUUUAGAUGGGCUCGUCAACAAGUAGGCUGUAAGAUGAGACGCUAACUUGUGCCAAAAGUGGGAGGCUGGAGGGCAGGGCAGCUCUAUUACAGCACCUCAUGGCAAAUAGCAUGAGCUGGAUGUCCCCAAAAUAGCCAGCAGGCGGCUAUAUAACGGGGGCUGCUGGGGGAGCCCUUCAGCCCUGAGCAGGGAGUCUGGCACCGAGCUCGGCGGGGACUGGGAGCGCCCAGCUUCCUCGCUGCUCUAGAGGGUGGCUGCUUGCGGCUGCCAGGAGAGGCCCCUGCAGAACUAGCGGCUCCGGCACACUUUGGUCGAAGGAGGAAGUGACCAGAACAGGGGAGAAGAGUGCGCAGUGCUCUGACACAGAGUGGGGGGGUCCGUGCUGCCCCCCGCACCUGCUCACCCAGGCUGUCACAGUCUCACUGUGUCUCUGCCCUUGUGCCGUCUCACCGGCUUCACAAGGUGCCCACCAGUAUGAAAUACUAUGACCCGGCCUCACUGCCCCAGUACCGCGGGUGCUCCCAGCGCCCCAAGCCUGCACGGACGGUGCGCUUCCCCAACGACAUUGUCUUCCAGGACAACAUCAGACUGGGGGACCUGGAGCAGGUGGGCAGGUUUAUCCGAGCCAGGAAGGUCACCUUGAGUACCCUCUACCCCUCCGGCAUGGCAGCCCUCCAUGAAGCCGUGCUCUCCGGGAACCUCGACUGUGUCAAACUGCUGGUGCGAUACGGCGCGGAUAUACACCAGAAGGAUGAGAAUGGCUGGACCCCCCUGCAUGUGGCCUGCAGCGAUGGCCACACCCACAUAGCCAGGUACCUCAUCUCUUUAGGGGCCAGGCUUGAUGCCACCAGUGACGAAGGGGAGAAGCCAUCUGACCUCAUUGACGCUGACUCCAAGGACCUUGUGGAGCUCUUUAAAGCUGCCAGGAUGGACUGAGGAGUCUCUUCCUGGCGUGGGGCUCCUGUCACUCGGACUCUCCAGCAGCGGAGGUGGGGAGGCGUGGGCGUCAGUCCUGGAGGCUGCUGAUCAGGGCAGUUGGGACGUCUAGGGAAAGCAGAGAGUUUUGCUGUAACGUGUGCGUAGCAGAGCCUAGAGACAGAGAGAGUUCACCCAAUAACUGUACUGCAGGACCCCUGGAUCGCCAGGUGCACCAUGGGGAGAAACUGACCCUUCUCCACUGCUCUCAGCUCCACCGCAGAGCCAGUGUCCAUCUUCAGCUAAAACUGGAUUGGCCAAAAGGGCAGUGGCUGGACGCACUGGUUCUGGCUGGCGCUGGUGUGUGGUCACUGAAGCAGCGGGGGUGAGCUGGCACUGGGUGGGCUCUGCUGUGUGGAAGGGGUGUGCUGUAGGGCCCAGCUGGCGCUGUCUCCCUGGAAGCAUUAAAGCUGUUUCUUUGAGCUGCAGCUCCUCAGAAUAACCCUUGUCCAUCCAGGGGCAGAGAGAGAGAAGGUUAGCCCAGCUCUCAAGGGGGCAUGUGAUGCUGUACAGAUUAGAUAUCUUGUCAUAAUGUCAGUGUUAAAAGACCUAUUUUGGAGUGAGCUUAUAGCUUUGCUUUUCUACCAUAGCGUCCAAUGACCUGGUGGCUAGGUUCUUUUUGUUACUUUGAAAAUACUUUUUACUUUUUCAAUAAACUGAUUUCCGGA